Bradysia coprophila is the source of this 1512-nucleotide messenger RNA. RefSeq lists its product as uncharacterized. Lineage: Eukaryota; Metazoa; Arthropoda; Insecta; Diptera; Sciaridae. The record is from RefSeq and is a predicted model, not a curated record.
CACAGAGUUGGCCGGAAAAAUAUCCUGAAAUAAUUCAUUCAGAAAUUGUUUGAUUUCGAUUAUUUCAUUUUUUUCUCAAUCUUUUCUCCAAUGGCCAUAUAAAUCAAAGAGCAUUUUCUAUUGUGCGCAUAGUACACCUUUUAAAAGCAAUUAAAUUUUCAUGAACUUUCCGGCAAAUUUCAACACCAACGAACCAUCAAAAUUCAAUGUGGACACUUUAACUACGCUGAAGCUUGUCAAAAAGUACAAUCCGUCAUUCGUUACCACUUUCAUUGUCGAUCGCAAAGAAGCGCAUAGCCUGACCGGAGACGAUCUUAGGAAAUGCGAAAAUAUGAUCACAUUGAAGAAGAAGAAGGAAAUCAAUGCAAAGUAUACCGGUCUGUGGAAAUCUAAAAUCAAAACGGCGAGUUAUGACUUCCGGAAUAAGAAGAGGCCAAAGACACCACAGCAGGGAAGUGCGAAACAGUCGGGUAGAGUUGAAAAACCAAAAACCCCACGACUUGGAAGUGCAAGGAGUCAGUCAAUGGUUGACAAGAAUGUGAAGAGCAAAGAUUUGAAAUUUAGACAUGAGAAUGUGGUCAAGAAAAGGAUUAAGAACAUGAAAGAGAUCUUUAAGAGCAACGUUUACACGAAUCACAGCGCUUCGACUAUCGACGGUUCCAUUAACUCCCCCACAGGUCACUUACCCACUCCGAAAGACAUAAUCGAAAAAAGUGGAAGUAAAGUGAAGUCGUUUUGGAAGUUACAAAAAUCUACGAAUACUUUGACGAAAGCAGGCAACAACAAGUAAAUGAGUGACGUAAGUCAAUCACGAAUUCCUUAUCGACUUCUCUUAUUUUACCGGAAGAAUUGAAAUCAGCCCAGACAAACGUACUGUACAGCAUGAGACAAAUGCUUGCGGUGACCACAUCACAGUCACAUUGAAGUCAAAAGCAGAGGGAACACCAUCAAGAAAAGCUCAGAUUAAUACCCUAAAAAUAUCCAGACGUAGUUGCUUCUCCCUGCUCAACAUAAGUAGCUCCAGCGACUGCAAAGUUUUGUACAAAAAUUGUUUCCUAUGCAAUCGACGGAAAGAUUUGAAAGUUUUCACGAACAAAAUCAACUCGCCUAAGUUCAGGUAUGGCGCUGCUGGAGAACGCGAUAAAUUUGCCGAAAAGCGACUGGUUUUACAAUUGCGGUCUACAUUGAUUGGAUUCCUGACUACAGAAUAUCCGAUUCAUCGAGUCGAAAAUGCAACUGCGGCACAUACGAUCGAAGAGAGAUUCGCAAUUACCGAGUCAUACGUUAAGACCGGGCUGGAAUAUAUUCUCGGAUGCACAAUCGGUAGAUUAUCCAAUUAUUUUGUUGGGUCUGAAGAGGAGUCUGUUGGAAAGGGAAUUGAUUUCGCAUCGAAAUUGUCGUACAAAGUUACUUCUGUGAUACUUGUUACAGUUCUAAGCUUCUACAUCAUCUACUUAUUGUACAUGAAAUUUGCAAGUGUUUUCGUAAUAAAAUGAUUGGCUUCGUUGACAG